AUGUCGAUGGAUGGUCUGGAGGCUCAGCCCAAAAACUUGGAGUCGUUGGUCAACAUCCCGUUCCCUAGCACGCUGCGAGCUAUGCAAUCUUUUCUCGGCAGCUUGAACUACUACCGUCGCUUCAUUGAGGAUUUCGCGGUGUUGUAUGAGUUAAGAGAAUUGGAUUUCUUCGAGAUCGGCCGAUCUCAGCUUGCAGCAGGAGACGAAUGCUCCAACGAGGGUCGAUGGACGGAAGCCAAGGUUGCUUUCACUAUGCUAAAAUCUAAGAUAGCUACAGCUCCCAUGCUCAAGCAUUUCGACCCAGAUCGGUCCCCCGUAAUCGUGGUCUACGCUAGCAAGUGGGCUGUCUCAGCGGCCCUGAUACAGGAGUACGAUGGCGUGUACCAUCCGGUGACGUUUACGAGCCGCACUUUAAAGCCUAAUGAGCUUAACUACGGAACGGUAGAAAAAGAAGUGCUGGCGCUACUUCGUGUGUUGGAUGUAUGCUAUACUACGCUUGCCUCGCGGGAGAUCACUGUACUGACCCGACAUUCUACGUUAGCGUGGUUGAUGCAAUCUCGAGGGCUCAACGGGAGAUUAGGACGAUGGGCUGCUUUGCUGUCGAACUGGACUAUGGAGUUGAAGAGGUGCGAAAAAGGAGAAGAAGAGAUUUUGGGCAUGCUAGCAGCGAGUAUCACCCCGAGAGAAGAGGUGCAAGAGAUGCUGAUUGCGAUUUCCCCCCGAAAGAACUGCCGACUCAAAAUAUCGACGCCUCCUCCAAUGGUGGAAGCAGACGAGAAGUUGCUGGUGGCCAGUUUUGAUGAAUCGGCGAGGAUAAAAAAGAAAGGAGGGUCGUACAGUGCUGUGAUAUGGAGGUUACCCGAGUGGAAGAUCGUGGCGGCAGAAUCCAGAUACGCUCUCGACCUCACAGUGAAUGAAGCUGAGUAUCAUGGCUUGCUACUAUGCUUCGACUUACUGGCCAAUCUGGACAGGGGAAGAAUAACAUUUUGUGGGGACUCUAAUAUGGUAAUCCGCCAGAUGCGCGGUGAGAUCGACUGCAAAGCCCCGGGCCUACAACUCUUGAAGCAUAAAGCGUUAGAGAAAUUGCGAUCUUGGCCUAGUCACGAGUUUCUGCAUAUGAAGCGAGAGUGGAAUCAGAGCGCAGAUCGACUAGCCAGCACAGCAUUGCAGAGCGAAAAGGGACGAACGGUUGUAGCUGAAGAAGAUCGGCAAGAUCUGAUGACUCUGAACCGUCUCGAUGAAUUGUUGAAGCCCAAGCAAGAUGGUCAGCUGACUCGGAUAACUGUGAUCACGAGAUCAGCCGGGAGGAUACGUCAUGAACCUGAAGUGAUACAGGAGGAGAUAGUACAGAGGAUCAGGAUUCAACGAAUUGUCCAAGCUCAAGAUGAAGAGCGUUGGAUUGUCAAUUUCAAGAAGUAUCUACGUGGCGAUGUAUCAAACUUGGACGCGGGAGAAGUAAAGAUGUGCGCAAACUGGCGCCGGAAUACGAGAUGA
Messenger RNA from Peronospora matthiolae, 1494 nucleotides. The record is from the annotation of a GenBank genome assembly. NCBI's taxonomy places the organism in Eukaryota, Oomycota, Peronosporomycetes, Peronosporales, Peronosporaceae.